CUUCUUCAUCUCUGGGCUUGCUGCCGCUCAUCAUAUCACACUAAAACUAAGCUAUUAAUAAUAAAGGCCCUAUCAUGCUGCCAUCUUCCUCAUCUUCUUCAUCUUCACUAGCCUCUCCGCCCUUUAACCACAGAAAAAGUAGAGAAACCAGUGUGAAUAAAUCAACAGCAGCAUGUGCUACGCUCUCCUCGUUUCUUCAACAGGAAUCAUCUUCUUCAUCAUCAUCAUGUUUCAAUCAGAAAAGUCCAUCUGUAAAUACCCAAAAACUGUCAUCAUCAUCAUCAGCAUCAUCAUGGAUUGUUAAUUCGAGCUCUGCUAAUAAUAACCUUUUGAGUAAAUCCACAGCAUCGAUCAGCAGGGAUAAGCUAAAAGGUAUAGGAAGUCGCCGUCAAGUAGUAGUGGAAGAAACCGAUGAAAAGGUAGUGGCAACGCCGCCGGCUACGGUGACAACCACUUCUCCGAGUCCGGGCCAUGCUUUUAUCUCUGAUCUUCUUGAUAAGUAUGAGGUCCACAGAAUAUCUAUGUUGCUUGACCACUACAUAGAGACUAGCUGUCAGGCCGCCUGCUGCGACGGCCGCCGUCGCCCCAGGAAGAGCGGAAGGAGUAAUGUGAAGAAGAAGCCGCCGCUUCCGCCUGUGGGGCUGUGGCUGAUGAGGCAAACAUCGUUGUGUCGGUCACGCGCGACUGAUGUGGUGGAAGAAUCUACUACACGUAUUGGCGGCUGUUCAUCAUCCCGAUGGCUCCUGAAACAGUAGAUUCUACGACGGGGUGUGGCCUAGAUGGUGUUUUUGCUUAAAUAUUCAGAAAUUAGGGUCCCUAGAAAUUACUCCAAAUAACUAGAGAAAAAUACCCAUAUAUUACCAAAACUAGGUAGAAUUUCUAAUCUAUGAUUUGAGUUGUUAUUAGUCGUUCCUACGACCAAAAAGAUGAAACAAAAAACGGCCGAAUUAUUGAAGUACGAAAAUAACCCCCAAAGAGGAAACACACGAGCAUCGAAAAAAAAGAAACUGAAACGCAAAACCUCAACUGCAAGUCAUCGUGCAGAGUAAAAUUCGGCGGAGCACCUUUUUCAAAGUCAUCGUGCAGAGCAGUUAAAUGCUAAAACUACAUUGCAUUAAUGGAAGAGAUGAAGCCAAUUUAGUAAAAAUGAGUGCCGGAACUCAAAAACCAUGGAGCAACGAAUGAAGGUGAAAAAUGGUGAGGAAAAAAUGGAACUCGCGACGAAACAACGAUGAAUUGGACGAGAUCGUCAAAAUCAAUGGCGUGGCAUAUAAGCGAUAUUGUAAUGCAGAAGUUCUGGAGGGAAGAGACGACAUGAGAGUUAGUAGUUUCUGCAAUUCAGUGAAGGCUGUUGAAAGUAUUAAGAGUGUAUUGACUGAAGAAGAAGUAAAACUGUUUAGGGAGACCGUGUUUGGUUACAUGUUAGAUGUAGGAAAUCUGAAAUGGUUAAAUGCACAGCUGAUAUGCAUGCUAAUAGGUAAUCAUGUUGCACCUAUGGAAGAGAUGACUGUGAAAAAUGAAAUUCAGUUUCAAAUUGGAGAAAGACUAGUUGCAAUGAAGAAAAAAGACCUUACCUUGAUAAUUGGAUUUGAGUUUGGCAGGAACAUACCAGCUAUCAGUACUCGUUGUGAUGGGGAACUGCGGAGAAGGUACUUUAGUGGAAAAAUGAGUCUUGACCGGGGAAACCUACGGCAAGCAUUUGAAUCCAUUAAUAAUAGAAGAGAUGAAAUGCAACCAUUAGAUGCAGUGAAGUUAGGAUUGUUGCAUGCACGUUCUUGGUAACUACAUACUAGGUAACCAGUCGUCACUCAAAGUGCCUACAGCAUACAUGAACCUGGUAGAUGACAUUGAUGCAUUCAAUAAGUUUCCAUGGGGUGAUAUUGUGUGGUCUGGUUUGCUUGAUAAGGUUCCAAAGUGUGCAGCGAUAUUGUGUUGACGGGGAUAGUUGUGGACUAUUUGUACUUAAAAUGGCGGAGUACCUAAUGAUGGGGAGAGAUGUUAAUGAAGUGAAUUCCAGGGACAUGUGGACUUACCGAAAGAAGUUUGUCACUGAGAUCUUGCAUUACAAUGGACUGGUGAAUGUCAAUGGAGUUGAAUGAAUGUCUUUGAGAAAUGUGUAAUGAACUGAAAUUUGCUUUUACUGGGGAUGCUUGAUUUUGAUUAAACUCAAGUAUUGUUGUAUUACGAUUUAAUAUGGUUUUUGUUUGGAUUGAACAAAACAUUGCUUGUGAAGUAUUGACUGUUUUACAUUGAAAAGUGUGCUUAAUAAGCAGUGAAGUAAUAUGACUA
Molecule: messenger RNA, 2289 nt
Organism: Cuscuta europaea
Lineage: Eukaryota; Viridiplantae; Streptophyta; Magnoliopsida; Solanales; Convolvulaceae
Source: the annotation of a GenBank genome assembly